GCGGUGCACAGGCAAUCCAAUCAGAGUGAGGCGGUGCUGAGCUGACCGGAGGAGGGCUGUGAUUUCCUGCACGGUGCUCUCCUGCAUUUUAAAUCCCCCCCGUCUGCACAGGAGGGGAUAGCCGGAGGUUGAAGAGGAGGAGGAGGAGGUGGAGGAGGAGAGGACGGGGCAGCCUUUCUCAAGACGGCAGCUAGUUAACUCAGUUGGAGCGAGGAGGAGAGAAGGAUGCAGGCGUGAAGAGGAGGACAAGCAUCACCCUUUCAGACACCUGCUAAACGCUGCUGCCAGCCUCCCCCCCCCUCCCGUCUUGGCCUUUUCUCUCCUUUGUGUGGACUCUCUUUUCAUCCUGUCUGAUUUCUCUUUCUCUCUGAGCUGUUGUUUUUUUUGGGGCCUUCGCUGGCUUCUGGAGCCGCUACGCCUUUUUUCCCUCAGCGGUGUUGGUUUUGCCUCACAUCAGCUGAGUCAUCAUGUCCGAUCUGACGCCUCAGAGCGAAACCCCAACUCCCACCACGGACAAGAUCACCCAGGCCGCCCGCGAGACCAUUUAUCUCUGCAACUUCCGCGUGUCUGUCGAUGGCGAGUGGCUUUGCCUUCGCGAGCUCAACGACAUCUCGCUCACCCCAGACCCAGAGCCGGCCCAUGAAGAUCCCAAGGAUCCCAUCGCGAUUGAAAGGCUUAACUUGAUGAACAUGGCCAAACUGAGCAUCAAGGGCCUGAUCGAAUCUGCUCUCAACCUGGGACGCACGCUCGACUCCGACUACGCACCCCUCCAGCAGUUCUUUGUCGUGAUGGAGCACUGUCUGAAGCACGGCUUGAAAACUAAGAAGACGUUCCUGGGGCAGAACAAGUCGUUCUGGGGGGCGUUGGAGUUGGUUGAGAAGCUGACGCCCGAGGCAGGAGAGAUCACAGCCAGCGUUAAAGACCUGCCAGGCCUCAAAACUCCUCUGGGAAGAGGUCGGGCCUGGUUGCGACUCGCUCUGAUGCAGAAGAAGCUCUCAGACUACAUGAAGACCAUCAUCAACAGAAAGGACCUGCUCAGUGAAUUCUAUGAGGCCAAUGCGUUGAUGAUGGAGGAGGAAGGAGCCGUCAUCGCUGGGCUGCUCGUUGGACUAAAUGUCAUCGAUGCCAAUCUGUGCAUGAAGGGAGAGGAUCUGGACUCGCAGGUCGGAGUGAUCGAUUUCUCAAUGUACCUCAAAGACGGAGGACACAGCAGUAAGAGUGCAGAGGGCUCCCUCAGUGACGGUCAGAUCACAGCGAUUCUCGAUCAGAAGAAUUACGUGGAGGAGCUGAACAGACAUUUAAGCGCGUCGGUAAAUAACCUCCAGGCCAAGGUGGAUGCUCUAGAAAAGUCCAACACGAAGCUCACAGAAGAGCUUGCAGUGGCAAAUAAUAGGAUCAUCACUCUACAAGAAGAUGUGGAGAGAGUAAAAGAGGAGAGCUCGUAUCAGCUGGAGUCCAGAAAGGCUCUAAGAAGCGACUCGGCAGCAGAUGGACAAGCGCUCGGUGAAACACGCAAGCAGCUCAAAGAGGAAACUGUGCUCCGAUUGGACGUGGAGAAGGAGCUGGAGGUGCAGAUCGGGAUGAAGCAGGAGAUGGAGCUGUCGAUGAAGAUGCUGGAGAAAGACAUCUGUGAGAAGCAGGACGCUCUGGUGGAGCUCAGACAGCAGCUGGAGGAUCUUCGUGCCAUCAACCAACAGCUCGGACACAAGUCACAGAGUGCAGACGCCGGCUCUAAACAGAAGAGUGAGGUCAUCUCUCGCCUGGAGGAGAAAAUAAACCAGAUGUCGGGGACAGUAAAACAGCUGGAGACCAGAUGCAAACAGGCGGAGAGAGAGAGGGACCUGGCUCUGGAGGCCAACCGGCUCUUCAAGCAGGAGUUUGGAGACAAGAUAGAGAGUCUGCAGGUGGAGGUGGAGCAGCUGAGGAGGCACAGGUCACACCUGGAUCAUGAGCUGAGAAAAGAGCGAGAGCGGCGCGGCGAGCAUCAUCUCAUCGCCGGUGCCGGACCUGCCAGUCCUCAGAGGCAGCGGACUCUCCCGGAGAACACACCCAAACGGCUCCCAGAAUCUCCGUCAGUGAAAAGAUACACUGAGCCGUUGCACAUUGGACACGAGGACAGAUCCAGUCUGAGCUCCAGUUUGUCGUUGUCACAUCACGAGGACGAGCAGGACGAGUCGUUUGUGGACAUCAGCGAGCCGUCCGUGUGCACGAUGUGUGAACAGGACGACUCCCUCCUGAAGACAAAGAAACAGUGUAAGAACUGCAGCGGCGUCUUCUGUGAGAGCUGCGUGUGCAACGAGCUGCCGCUCCCUUCCUCCAUCCUCCCAGAGACGGUGUGCGCCGCCUGCUACUCUCUGUUACUGCAGCAAUACGCCUCCACGCCAACAUGAACGCACCUUGGACAUGUGGGAAACCAGAGGCAUCGACGCGUGACACUGGCACCGCAAACAAAUGCACUUUUUCACUCCUGAAUUCUGUGGAAUUUUUUUUAAUCACUUUUAAUCCAGCAGUGUCCAGAUGUGUAACGGAGAGCUGUGUACGUGCAGGUUUUUAUUUAGAUCAGAUGCUGUUGGAGUUUUAAAACCUCGAGUGUUGAGCUGCUGUGGUGUUUUUUAUUUAAAUACAAACCUGCACUUACUCAGCGGAAAGUGGUCGGACAUUAAAAAAAAAAUCAUCUCAAGUAAAAACUGACUUUCCACAGCGUCCACUAAGUGGACUCAUGAGGUCAACUGACGAUAUUUUUAACCUCAAUUUUAAAAGACAGAAAAAGCGAAAACUGGAUUUUCACAACACACGAUGAAAUGUGACUGUGCAGGUGGAGAUAAAACACCUGUGACCAAACACACAGAUAGAAAACUGUUUGUAAAAACUCUUUGACACGAUAGGAAACUGUAGGAAAAUGUUUAUUUCACUCAGUCGAUUGAGUUUAGAAAAUUAAAAUCGAUGCAAAAUUUCAAUAAACACUCAGAUCAUCAUCUCGUGUCUCAUCCCAGUAUUGAUGUGUCUGAAGAUGCUGGAGAUUGAGUCCACGUUUAAAUGUGAGGCAUCUGUCUGCAGAGGAUUAGCCUAGCUUAGCAUAAAGACUGGAAACAGGUGAGAACAGCUAGCCUGACUCUGUCACGCUGUCCUGGCUUUGCGUGAAAACCCGAAUGUUAAAUUGACAGGUUGAGGAUUAAAGUUGAUUGUGUCGUUUCUCCUCUUUACUCCAGCGCAUAGUAUUUCAGUUUGAGAGAAGGAUUCUGAUUUUGAAAUGCGUUCACCCAAAACCUUGAAAUCAAAUAGGCCCUGCUCGUGUUUAGAUUUGGUCCGCUUGUCCUCACUGAGCGCUUGCACUCAGAUUUCCUUGCACUUCAGCUUCAGCUGCUCCUGUUUGAGUUUGAAACAUCAGCUCUCUGAUUUUUUUUUUUUUUUCGUGCAAAGUCUGUCAAACUUCAGAGUGAAGUGAUGACAAAUGAAAUCGUCCCUUGUUUGGUUACUUUCCCAUAAAUGUACAAACACGUUGAGAUCGUGGAUUUUGCCUCCGUGUUGAUCAGCGAUCAGACGGCGAGAUCACGAGGGCGGGACAAUUUAAUUCAUCGACACUAAACCUGGCAUUCUUUUGGCUGUGGUUCUAUGUGAUGGAACAUUUCUGAGGUGGGAGAGAAAAAGACAGUGUUAAACUAUGAAACUGUAUUUUCGUCUUUUACUUUCAAACAAACACGAGUCGUUUCCCCAGAGAUGAGAAUUCUGGGUAAAAUGUUUCUGCUAAGGUUUUAAAUCUGCUGCUUUUAGGUUCUAAUGACAUUCUGAGAUUUUCUUGGCACUUUUAAAAAAAAACGCACCUGCCUGGUUUGAAGUGGACAAAUCAUCAUAUCAGCAGUUUUUAUGUUUUAUUAGUUUAUCUGAGGAGGAAUCAGAAACUGGUCAAACCUGUAGAUUUCUCUCAUUGGAGCUAAACGACAUGUAAGAUUGUGAAAAUGCUUCUGAGAUCAAUAAACUUUUGUUCUAUUUUAACAGUGA
Paralichthys olivaceus (Japanese flounder) is the source of this 3999-nucleotide messenger RNA. Lineage: Eukaryota; Metazoa; Chordata; Actinopteri; Pleuronectiformes; Paralichthyidae. The record is from RefSeq and is a predicted model, not a curated record.